GCCCUCACACCGUUAAACCUGGGUAACGUAAUCAGAGACAGAAUACCUCACACCGUACCCACUACUUUUAGAGAUAAGCUGCGGUUACAUUACCAUUCUAUUGUUUUCUUAUGACGUAUUGCGUCCGCUUCUCUAAAAUCUUGAGACGGAGCUAUAUGCUGUUAGUGUGCUAAUCAGCCUUUCUGCAGUCUCUUCUAGAAUAAAAGUACAGAUGCUGAAUACUUGCAUACUUGUGAUAAUAUGCUGCCACACAAGAUAAAACUCUUAAGCAGUGGGAGAAAUAUCCUGUCAAGAAUUUCCUCAGAGCCAGUUUCAAUUAAAAUCCAGAGAAACUUAGAAGGAUCUUGUUCCACAAGUCACAGGAUUCAGAAGAUCCUGGUACCUGCUGUCAGAAGCUACACCACCUCUACACAAACUCCAUCUUUAAAAUCUUGUCACUAUGAUAAAUCAAGCAGGGUUGUACUGGACAGGUUGCAGGGACAGAGAAGUGAAGUUUUGCAACAAAGGGUGAACAAUAUCCAUUCUCAAAGUGGUAUUUCAAGGACAACAAGUUCUGUAACAUCAUGCAAACCUUGUAUCCAUCAUUACCACACAUCAGCUCGAAGACAGGUUAUCAAUGAUGAAGACGGGUCAGCUAGCAAGGAGAGCUGGUUGAGGAAACACAAGAUGCAGUUAAAGUCUGCUCCACCAGCAGCACUUGUCCUGGGAUUCUCUGGGUUGAUACCAUUCAUCGCUCCUGCAGCUUACUCCAUCAUCACUUUCUCCUGUGGACCUCAAGUGGCCUUUGCGCAGGUUGCCUACGGUGCCUGCAUCCUCUCCUUCCUAGGAGGUGUCCGCUGGGGAUUUGCCAUUUCUCCUCCAGAGACCCCAACCUCCCUGAGCCUGGUAAUGAGUGUACUGCCCUCGCUUGUUGCUUGGACAGGUCUCAGUAUGCCCAUCCAGCCUGGUCUUGUCUGCAUCAUCACAGGCCUUGCGCUGGCAGGGAUCGUGGACUCUCGCUUCAAGUCCUUCCCGUCAUGGUUCCGCUCCCUAAGGUUUCUCCUCACAACCUUUGCUAUCCUGUCUGUCUCAGUGACCUUUGGAUUCAGUGUAUUAUACCCUCCUCCUGAGCCAGAGCAUGGUUAUAACUUCAAGAAGCUUAUCAAAAUUGCCCAAAUAAUUGUGCAAGAUUAAGGAGAAAGAAUUUUCAAAUUCAGAUUAUGCAAAGAAAAAAUAUUCAGAUUCUUGAAUAUCUGUUUUAUUUUUCCCCCUUUUUUAUCUUCUCUGACUCCAUAGAGACACUUUUACCUGUGCUAAAUCCUGGCUACAGUACUUAUGCCCCUGAAAAAAAAAAGUUUCAUUUAUGAGUACAUUGAUUUUUAACUCCCGUUGGAUGGUGAUGUAAAAGAUUGAUCUCCAAUGUUAAAACAAAUUCAUACCCGAUUAGUAGACAUCUGUAAAAAAAUCAGAUAACUUAUCAUCUUGGCAGACUGGCAGGCUAGCCUAACAGCAAGGACCAGACCAAAUAAUGUUUUUUAUGUCUAGAACAAUAUUGCUGCAAUACAAGAUUUUGUUGUCUGAAAUUAUUAAUGCUGAAUAUCUUCUAGAUACGUAUUUAUCAUGGUUUUAACAUCACAUUUUCUCAUAUUGUUAUAGUUUUCUUACACUUUUGGUGUGAUCAAAAGUUAACAUUUACUUUGUCUUCCUAUAGCAUGUAUCACCAAACUGCAUGAGGAAAAUUGUUACAGGGUGUGCUAUUUAUUUACUCUUGUUAUUUUCAACAUUGUUCUUGGGCUGAUAUAGCUGUACAUGUACAUAAGAGUGAUGUUUGAAAUCCAUAUAUUUCAGAUUGAUAAACAAAAAGAAAAGUUAGCUAAUGAUUACAAUGAAUGAAGUACUAGUACAUCCAAUAAACAAUUGAAAACCUGAUUUGAUAUUGUAGCGAUUUUGUAAAUGUCAAUUUUUGAACUGUUUUUUUUUUCAUAACUCAAGAAUGCCAUACAUGUAGAUGCUGCCCAAGAGAUUAAGGGAUUAUACUCCAUUAUUUGUUGAACAGUAGGCCUAUAUUAUACAGUGCGUAUCAAAAAAAAGUUUACACUUAGAAAAAAUCCUGUAAAAUUAUACAUUUGUAACAUCCUGAAGAUUUUUCCACAUUUUAACAUUGGUACAGAUCCAUUUGACGAAAAAUAUUUCCGCUUGAGUGAGCACCACUUACUUUUGAAAAGUUAGUGAAAAAUGAUUUGCGCAGAACUUUGAAAUAGUUAUGCGAAUAAAAGUAGACCUUUAUCAUGAAGAACCCAUGGAAUUUAGUUAGUAAAAUUGAUUUGAAGAUAUCUUUUUUUAACUUGUUUCCUUGCCCAAAACGCUUUGAAGAGUGCAUUGCGCCACACCCCACACACCGAGGCCAUCGUGAUGAUAUUUGCUUUACACUGAGCUGUGAUUUACAUGAAAUUGCUUAGGCUUGAUUUUCAUUUUGUUAAUCAUUGUCAAGCUUGGGAAAGUGUGGAGAAACAAGUAUUAAAUGAAAAAUAAAAUGUAAACCCACUUUAAAUGAUAAAAGCUUAAUGAUAAAAUGCUAGAAAUGUCUGAUAUAAACUUUUGUUCAGAUUCAGUUAUGUCCUCAGAUCCAGCUUGCACAAAAAGGGUAAAGGUUGUGCUUUAUACCAAGUGUUGAAAUUUCAAUUUUGGUGGCAAAAUUGUUACAAAAUGCUUGAAUAUAUCCUUCUUAUUUCAAAUGACUAAAAGUGCAAGGGAAAUGUAUGAGAAAUGUUUCGCAGGGUAAGUUUGAUUUCGCCCUUCCCCCUUGACAUAGCGUGAAAACAAGCAUUUCUGCGCAAACAGAUUUCUACGAUCUUUACAAAAAUGGACAAUACUCAAGUGUAACAUUCUGUCAAAAAUUUUACUCUCAUUGGAUAGAUGAGACGCAAAUCCAAUAUGUGAAAAAAUUACCCACAUGUUGUUUUAUUUUUAAUUCCCAGGGCUUUUUCAAAGUGUAAACUUUUUUGAUACGCACUGUAUACCAUCACUUGUACCUAGUUUCAUGGGGAUAUUUGUAAGUUAUGAGUGAUGUUACAAAUGAGUGGUGAUCCUUUCUUGUGGUAAAUGGUAUACACCUAAUGUCCCUGCCAAAUGCUCUUGGUGAUUAUUUGACGAGUAUAAAGAGAGGAUCACCAGUCAUUCUUAAAAUCACUUGUAACUUACACAUGACUUUCUGAAAUGCCCACACCAGGGUAACCCAGGUAUCUGUGUGUGUGUGGGGGGGGGGGGGGGGGGUCUUUAAGAGCUAUAUGCUUGCACCACACAUUUUGCGAAAGAAAAAUGUGUAUUUUUCAUUUUCUUCCGUGAACGAGCAGUUUGGAAAAAAUUUCAAAUCUGAAGUUGUGAAACUCGAAAAGUAGUUGGUAUGGAAGCAUCUGGACCUGAGAUACUGUAUGUAUACUAGUAUUAAAUCAUUUUUUUUUUUUUUUGGUUGCUCCACUACACUAAGCCAACUUCAUUAAAUGGUGAAUGAGAGGGGAAAAAUAAGAAAAACAGAAUGGUGAAAGAUUUGAUGACAUUGUACAAGGACUAAGAACGUAUAGCUGUUUGAAAAAUGAGAUCACUAAGACUAUAAAUUUGAUAUUAUGACAAGUGAUAGGCAGGGGCAGAUCCAGGAUUUUCCAAAGAGGGGGGGGGGGCACAUUUUCCCAAGUUUCCCCAGGAAAAUUUGACAAGCAGGAAAAAAAAACGUCCUUGCUUUCAAAAGGGGGGGGGGACAUGGGCCGGAUGUUGUUUCUUGACUUACCUAUCCGCUUGUAAUCUUUUUCUUUUACCUCUAUUAAAAAGAAACUUCCAUUUUUGAUUAGAUUU
Lytechinus pictus (painted urchin) is the source of this 3828-nucleotide messenger RNA. RefSeq names its product transmembrane protein 69-like. The transcript has 3 exons. Lineage: Eukaryota; Metazoa; Echinodermata; Echinoidea; Temnopleuroida; Toxopneustidae. Bases 241 to 1173 code for a protein of 310 amino acids. The record is from RefSeq and is a predicted model, not a curated record.